UUUUUAGAAUUCGUGUCAUUGUGAAGAAUCCUCUUUGGAAUAAAAUGAAGCCAAGUAGGGGAGUGGAGUGGUUCAUUGGCUAAAAAUCUACGCUCUCUCUCUCUCUCUCUUUAUAAUACAAACCACAAAUACCUUCUUCUUCUCUCCCUUUGCUUCACCAUCUCUCUCUAUCUAUCUUACUGAUUAUCUCUCUCUACCAUCUGAGUUUUGCCUGUUUUGUUUUACUCUGACGACCCACUUUUGCAGAUUCUCAAGGAUUCUUCAAAGUCUUAGUCUUUUGUGUUUUUUUUUCCAGAUUCCUUCAAUAUAUGCUAAAAUCUCUCACUAAAUCAGGUUCUUUGAUUCCAUCAUUAAACUAUUCGUUAGUUUUUCCCCUUUGGUUCCUAUAUAUCUUUAGAUCCUAUAAGAAGCUUCAGUCUUUUACUAAACCCACAAACUAAACUUCAAAGCUUCCAAAAAUUAGAGGAAAAAAAUAUUAUUUACUUUAUAGGUGAAACUUUUCUCUCGUAGCCUUUACCCGAUGGAAACUCUGCAUCCACUACUCUCACAUGUGCCAACCUCUGGCCACCGUUUUGUAGUUCAAGAGAUGAUGUGCUUGCAAAGCUCGAGCUGGACUAAAGAAGAGAACAAGAAGUUUGAGCGAGCUCUCGCGGUCUACGCUGAUGACACGCCUGACCGCUGGUUCAAAGUUGCUGCUAUGAUCCCUGGAAAGACCAUAUCAGAUGUCAUGAGGCAAUACUCUAAACUCGAAGAAGACCUCUUCGAUAUCGAAGCAGGACUUGUCCCGAUCCCGGGUUACCAUUCAGCUACUCCCUGUGGAUUUGAUCAGGUUGUGAGUCCGCGUGACUUUGAUGCGUAUCGCAAACUACCUAAUGGAGCCAGAGGAUUUGAUCAAGACCGUAGAAAAGGAGUCCCAUGGACAGAGGAAGAACACAGGAGAUUCUUGUUAGGGCUUCUCAAGUACGGGAAAGGAGAUUGGAGAAACAUAUCGAGGAACUUUGUGGGAUCAAAAACACCAACUCAGGUAGCAAGCCAUGCCCAAAAGUACUACCAGAGACAGCUUUCCGGUGCGAAAGACAAACGCCGGCCUAGCAUUCACGACAUCACCACCGUCAAUCUUCUCAACGCAAAUCUUAGCCGUCCAUCUUCUGAUAACGGUUGCUUAGUCUCACAUCAGGCCGAGCCAAAACUAGGGUUCACCGACAGGGAUAAUGCAGAGGAGGGAGUGAAGUUUCUUGGUCAAAAUCUUUCCUCGGUCUUCUCUUCCUACGAUCCUGCCGUUAAGUUCGCAGGAGCAAAUCUUUACGGUGAAGGAGGUUACUGUAUCACAAGAUCCUGAAAAGAGAAAAUGUUGAAUUUUGAAACUAUAAUUAUCGCAACGAAACCAGAAUUAUGUUUUGUGGUUAAACUUAAAAGGCUAUGUGAAUAUGUAUGUUUUGUGUUUAUGGAAUAAACAUAUAUAUGGUAGCUAGUAUAUAUGUCCGUGUCUCUUUGCCAAAACGAUCGAUAAUGGUGAAAAGGACCAAGUGCUUCACUUGCAA
Molecule: messenger RNA, 1541 nt
Organism: Arabidopsis lyrata subsp. lyrata
Lineage: Eukaryota; Viridiplantae; Streptophyta; Magnoliopsida; Brassicales; Brassicaceae
Product: transcription factor DIVARICATA
Exons: 2
Coding region: 521-1339 (272 amino acids)
Molecular function (GO): DNA binding
Source: RefSeq, a predicted model, not a curated record